This is a messenger RNA of Orbicella faveolata, 746 nucleotides long. RefSeq lists its product as uncharacterized. Gene Ontology annotation, cellular component: extracellular matrix. Lineage: Eukaryota; Metazoa; Cnidaria; Anthozoa; Scleractinia; Merulinidae. The record is from RefSeq and is a predicted model, not a curated record.
UCUGAUUGUGAUACUGACGCAUUAUGACCGGGAGGAAAGGAAUCAAGGAGGUCCAAACCAAAGGAACGGCUCCCGCUGCUGGAGGAUUCUCCGUAUUUCAGCUUCUCAUAUUUUUAAUCGCCACUUCAUCUAUGGCAAUGAACUUUGCCAUGCUUUAUGGACUUAUUCCGAUAAAAGGAUGCGAGGGUCCUCCUGGAAAAACAGGCGAAAGAGGUCCAGCCGGUCCGCAAGGCGAGACCGGAGUAGCCGGUGUACCUGGGAAAGGAGGCCCAAUGGGCCCUCAAGGAAAUCCGGGUGAGAAAGGUGACCAGGGAAUCCCAGGGAUACAAGGCCCCCAGGGGAUAAAAGGACCCCAGGGGGAUGAAGGGAAGCAAGGUAUACCUGGCAAAAAUGGCGAAAGAGGUCUGCCUGGUAGUCCUGGGAUAAAAGGAGACACAGGGAAACCAGGCAAAAAUGGGGAACCGGGUGCUGAUGGGUUACAAGGUGCACCUGGCAUAAAUGGUGAGACAGGCCCUCAAGGGCUCCCAGGUGAGAAAGGAGAAACAGGAGCCACUGGAGGAAAAGGCCCUCAGGGUGAAAAAGGGCCCAAAGGGGACCUGGGUGAAAAAGGUCAGACAGGCCUAGCUGGCCCAACUGGUCCCCAGGGGGAGAGGGGUGAAACUGGUCCAGAAGGACCACAGGGAAGCCAGGGUCCACAGGGACCUCAAGGUAUGUUCUUGAAUAUUUAGGUUCGCACACACUAGGGG